Messenger RNA from Neoarius graeffei (lesser salmon catfish), 2069 nucleotides. Its product is annotated as zinc finger protein 501-like. The coding region runs from base 127 to 1692 and encodes 521 amino acids. The transcript has 4 exons. The record is from RefSeq and is a predicted model, not a curated record. Gene Ontology annotation, biological process: regulation of immune system process; negative regulation of transcription by RNA polymerase II; regulation of cytokine production. Gene Ontology annotation, molecular function: RNA polymerase II cis-regulatory region sequence-specific DNA binding; DNA-binding transcription factor activity, RNA polymerase II-specific. NCBI's taxonomy places the organism in Eukaryota, Metazoa, Chordata, Actinopteri, Siluriformes, Ariidae.
GUAAAGCAGGCCGAGCUGGCUGUGUGUGUGUGCGGGAUGUAAAUAGAGUUCAUGAGGCUGUAAUUUAUUAAAAUAGAAAGGUGUUCCACACGGAAAAGAGCUGAGCAUCGUUUACGGUAGAGGAGCAUGAUGGAGGAGGAGUGUGUGGAUGGAGGAGGAGACGCUGUCCUGCAGCUCCACCUGCCCUGUAAUCCUCUGUUUUCCUGCACGGUGUCGGUCGGGACCGAUCUGUCCAUGGCCGACAUCUCGGACCUUCACGCUGAAGUGUGUGAGCUCAGGAAAACGGUCCGCCACCUCGAGGAGAGGCUCAGUCAAGCGCUGAAUCUUUCCAACCAGCAGGUGAUGGGAUCGACACCAGCGUUGUACUCUGUGUGUAAAGCUGAUCUAAACCCCUCAGAAGUGCGAGUCUCUGAGCACACAGCUGAAUGGCCUGGUUUUGAUCCACAUAAGCGUGAAUUUAAGUGUGAGGAGGAUGAACUCAGCACCUCUGUCCAUUUAUACAGUGAUCCAAACCCCACAGAGUCCCACUCCUCACCACACACUCCACUAAAAACAUUUAACGGUGAAGAACAGCACACGAUACACACUCCACUGAGGUGUUCAGUGACACUGGUGGACUGCAGGGCCAUGGUGGAGAUGAAUGGAGACACCACACAGGAGGAAGACCUGCAUGAUGGGAGUGUUCAUGCUGAGGAGCCUGAACAGCGUGGCGAUACUGAUGAAGACCUUUAUCCUUCAAGUGGUUUCAGUGAGGAAGAAGACAAAUUCUCCAGCGUCAAACCAAAGGAAAAAGAAACUCGAAAGAAAAUGUGCAUACUUUGCAAUAUCUGUGGAAAGUCUUUAAGUUCUGCAGCAUUUCUGAAGAGACACAUUGACAAACACAAAACUAACCUCAAGGAAAAAGUGCCAAGGUCUCACAUGUGUCCCCUUUGUGGAAAAGGAUUUCUUACACUCUCUGCCCUCAAAGAGCACGCAAAAACACACCGUGGAGAAAAACCUUUCUGCUGCGAUGAAUGUGGCAAUCGGUUUACAACAAAAGGGAACCUUAAAAGUCAUCAGAGCAUACACACGGGUCACCGACCGUUUCAGUGUUCCUACUGCGAAAAACGUUUCUAUCACAAAAUGCACGUUAAAGUCCACGAACGUGUGCACACUAAAGAGAAACCAUACAUGUGCUCCAUCUGUGAGAAAGGCUUCAUCACCAUCACGGUUCUGAAGCAGCACCAGAAAGUGCACUCGAGUGAGAAAUCGUACCAGUGCUCCCACUGCGAGAUGAUGUUUAAACAGAAAAUUAACCUCCGCUGGCAUGAACAGGCCCAUCUGGGGGAAAAGCCGUUCCUCUGCGAACACUGCGGGAAAGGAUUUUCUCAUCCGGCAACUUUUUCUGCUCACAAGCGAACACAUAUAGGAGGGACGCACAAGAGCUCUUUUCGUUGCUCGGUGUGUGGCAAGACCUUCUUGCGUCAGUAUGGUCUGAAGCAGCAUGAACGUAUUCACACCAAAGACCGACCUUACAGCUGCUCCUACUGCACAAAAACGUUCGCUCGGCCCGACGUGCUCCGAACACACCUGCGCAUUCACACGGGAGAGAAACCGUACCACUGCAGCAUCUGCGAUCAGGGCUUCACUUAUCUGGGCAGCUUCAGGGCGCAUCAGAAGAAUCACACCCAGGAGAAUGUGAAUCGGAGAUGAUAGCGGAUGCUUUGCUCAGAUUUGUUGACGUUUUUCCAGACAGUACGCCAGCAGUUUAGCCAUUACAGAUCUGUAAGAAGCAAAUUAAACAAUUGAUAUUGAUUAUAUAAUGUGUAUCAAGAUUGGGGGGAAAAAUACACAUGCAGCACAAGAUGAUAUACUUUUGAAAGUUGUUUUUUUUUAUUUUAUUUAUUUAUUAUUUUGGAUGAGUAGCCAGUAAGUUUCCCAAAUACAGUACCUGCUUAAAUAGUCCAUGUACCUUCUUCUCAACCUAUUUCCUAUUCUGGAACGAAAAUUGGAAAAUGAAAAAUUAUUUUUUGUAACAUUGUUCUGAAAAUGGAAAUGCAUCCGUUUUCCAUUAAAUUUUGUUCUCAAAA